AUGACUCCAGAGACAUGCUACCCCGUUCAGGAGGAUGCAAAAACAGAGUUAGCUGAGGAACUAUCCAAAAUAAAGGUGGCAGAAUCAGAAGAUUUCACUAAGCCAGUAAAGUUAGAGAAAGAUGAGCAAGUACCGAACUUCGGACAAUACGGUGUUCAAAAUAAGACGUUUCCCAUGGAAGCUCUCACAAAAUGUGAUGAAGAAGAUGAGGGUUUGGAGAAAACAACUGCUUCAAAAGAACUAGGCAUUGUUGACAUAGACUCAGACUUUUCCAUUUCAUGUCCACCGCAACAGUCACUCAACGUCGAUGACGACGACGAUGACGACGACAACAACUUUGAACCCCACUCAGGUGGGGGCUUUGAUCUCAUCUCGGGUCAUCAUCACAACUCCGGUGAUAUGGCCUCACGCUGCCCCAGAGGCCGACCACCUAGCUCGAUGAACAAGCCAAAGUCAUCGAUGAUCAUCACACGAGAGAGCGCAAACACUCUCCGGGCCCACAUCUUGGAGGUCGGAAGCUGCUGCAACGUCUUUGACUUUGUCGCCACCUAUGCCCGGAAGCGGCAGCGUGGGAUUUGUGUCCUCAGCAGAAGCGGCACCGUCACCAACAUCACGUUUCGGCAGCUCGCCGCAGCCGGAGUCGUGGUGACACUCCACAGAAGGUUCGAGAUAAUUUCCCUUUCAGGAUCGUUCUUGCCCUCGCCUGUGCCACCGGGCGCCACCAACCUCACUGUAUUUUUGGCCGGUGGACAAGGUCAGGUGGUUGGUGGGAAUGUUGUUGGAGCCCUAAUUGCAGCCGGUCCGGCCAUUGUGAUAGCUUCCUCUUUCACGAACGUGGCAUAUGACUCAUUUUUUGUUACAUUUUACUCAUUUCAUGUUAUGUAAUAUAUCAUUUUAAUUACA
Molecule: messenger RNA, 903 nt
Organism: Humulus lupulus (European hop)
Lineage: Eukaryota; Viridiplantae; Streptophyta; Magnoliopsida; Rosales; Cannabaceae
Product: AT-hook motif nuclear-localized protein 23-like
Exons: 3
Coding region: 1-885 (294 amino acids)
Cellular component (GO): nucleus
Molecular function (GO): DNA-binding transcription factor activity; minor groove of adenine-thymine-rich DNA binding
Source: RefSeq, a predicted model, not a curated record